Prorocentrum cordatum is the source of this 5145-nucleotide messenger RNA. NCBI's taxonomy places the organism in Eukaryota, Dinophyceae, Prorocentrales, Prorocentraceae. The record is from the annotation of a GenBank genome assembly.
AUGGCGGAGGUGGAGGAACCCGCUGGCGAGUAUGCUGGCGACUUCGCUGGCGAGUCUCGCAGCCUACGCGCGGGGGACUUCAUCGAGGCUUCGUGCUACGACGACCACGACGCUGACCAGGGCCAGGCCGCCUACCGCAUCCUGGCACUGUACGCGCCGAACGAGCACGGCCAGUUCGCGCGCGCGGAGUUCUUGUUUUGCACCGAUCGGUACCUGCAGUGGUAUGAGGAGAAUGUGGGCACCCCUGGAGCAAGGUUCAGGAUCGUGGACUCGAUCGGCGACGUGUUCCUGAGCUACCGCCGCCUCAACCCUGCGGCGCGUUGGCCUGCUGAACUUGGCCCGCAGCCGCUGGACGAGGAGGCGGGGCCCACGCUGGAGAAGCUGGACGACGACGAGUCCGAGAUCCACGAGUUCGGGCACUCUGCCACGGGCAUGGUUGCAUUAGACGCGCUCGCGGCUGCCCCUGAGGGGCGCGCGCCUGCCGCCGCCCCCGUUCGGCCUCGGCGCCCCUCCACGGGGGCGCGCGGUGAGCCGCCUGCGCGGGGCGGGAUGUCUGCCGCCGCGGCGCCUGUGCCCGAGGGGCCACCCGCCGCCAGCGUCCGCGCCGGGGGGGCCGCCGGCGGGGGGACCCCGCUGGAGGCCGCUGCUGCUGCCGCGGCGGGGGCGCCCGCUGCCCGCCGUCUCGACGCGGAGAUGCAGGACAUCCUCCGCGAGCGCCUGGCCGUCCUGAAGGGCCAUCUGGGUGCUGAGGCCGACGGAGGUGCUGGGCCUCGAGGCGCUGGAGCUGCUGGAGCCGCCCCGGAGAGGAAGUCCCUGGACGAGAUCCUCGCCGAGAGGGCGGCCAAGGCUCCUAAGCGAGGCGCUUCGGACGGGGGCGCGGCCGGCAGCGGCGACGGUGCGGCACCUGCUGCUCUUGGACGUGACGGUGGCGGGUCCGCAGCCCACCUGCUGCGCCCGCUGGUGGGGGCGCUGUCGCAGGGCGAGGGCCCCGAGGGCUUCGGCGUCGCCGACGGCCUGGAGUUCACGCCCGGGAGAACGGCCCGCGAUGCUCUUGGAAAGUUGCUGACAACACAUCUGGCCCACAUUAAGCAGUUCCUGAGCACACAAGGCAUCCAUGAGGAUGAGGAGGAGCUUCCUGCCAUAGUAAAUAAGUUCCUGCUGAAUAUCUUCCUCGUCUCUCAUCCUGUCUCAGCAAGUGGCGAGGACAUGUCCAGAGAGAUGCGCACAUUGUCCGAGGCCCUGGACCUUUUGAUCCAGGGGGGGCUCCUCGUGGCCAUGGACAUGCUGAUGCAGAGGUUCAGGGCCCGCCAGCUCUCCUGCGAGGACAAGCAUUGGCGGAGCGCGCGCUGGCUGGAGCUCAUUCCUCCCGACGCCGAUAUGGCUGCCAUCAAUAUCGAGGAGGAGGAGCUCUUGAGGAAUAUCGAGUAUGGCGAGUUGAAGCUCGCCGAGCUCGUGGGCGAGCUCAAGCCUGCGGGUGCGGAAAGGCUUUCAAAGACGUACAAGGACUUGAAGCUGCAGAACCCCAAGAAGGACAGCGAGACACAGGGCCAGUGCCGGCAGCGCCUGGCCCAGAUAAUGAGGGGCCCCACCUCCAAGAAGCCGGCGCCGCCAUCUCAGGGAGGCGCUCGCAAGGUCAUCUUGGAGGGCUCGGGCGCGCAGAACAAAGCUGCGAACCAGAAGGUGAGGGCCUGGAAGGCCAGGCUGGCAGCGGCCCUCGAGGAUGGCAUGACCCCGCUCACCUUCGCGCUGUGGCUGGUUGAGGAAUUGCCCACAUCCUGCGGUUGGACUGCUGGAGAGGCUGACGCCGCUUGCGCCGCCACUGUGACGGCCGAGUUGUGGACCUUUGUCCAGGUCAUGCUCACGAGCUACCAGUGCGCGGGCACGCGAUCUCGGCAGGGUACCCUUGCCCUGCUCAGCGAGAUCUCGACGAGGGCCUCCAGUGCCUGCGACAUCGACAGCGGCGCGCGCGCCCGACCACUUCGGCUCGGCGAGCUUAGGCCCGGCUUACCAGCUGCCGACGUUGCGGGGCGUCUUGGCCCGCGUGCUCACGUCAGCCCAGAGGUGCUCGCCUGGCCGGGCGAGCUGUCCCAGGCCCUGCUGCCGCGCGCCCAGUGGCCCACCGAGGUGCCGAAGGCGAGGCUCCUGGUUGACUCGCCUGCGGAGUGGGCCAAGAUCGUGGGCCACCUGUACUCGCUCGGGAUCGUGGAGGCGAUUGAGGAUGAGCACAUCUUCCGGGCGGGUGACACGCCCGUGCUCAACGGGGCCUUCGCAGUCGAGAAGAAAGGCACUCCAGAGGCAGGGGGGCAGAGGCAGUGCCGCUUCAUCAUGAACAUGGUACCGGCCAACAGUUAUCUGAGGAUCAUGACUCAGGACCUGUCGACGCUCACGGCUUCGACCUCUUGGGUCACUGUGGCGUUGGAGGGCCAGCGCGUGCUUCUCUGGUCGGGCGACGACCAGCAGGGGGCCUUCUUCGUCUGGAAGAUCCCUCGCCCUUGGCGGAGCUUCACCGCGCUGAAGGGCCGCGUUCUGGGUCGCCUUGUGGGGCGUCAUGAGCAGAAGACCGCGCGCGUCUGCUCAGCCGCCAUGCCGAUGGGCUGGCUGCUGGCCGUCACGCUUUUCCAACAUCUGCAUAGACGGCUGGGCCUGCGCCCCCCUCCUGCUGGGGCGGGCCUGCCUGAGGACGACGAGUGGAGGAGAGACAAUCCACUUCCCAUAACUCAGGUGGGCAUGUGCCGUUCCUGGCAUCAGUUCUUCAUUGAUGACUUCGAUGCCCCCAGGAUCGUCAUCGGCACGGAGGGUGAGAUCGGCGUCGGGUCGGUCUACCAGGAGCGGCAGAGGGCAUCUAACCAGCGGAACGGCGUGGUCUGGGCCGAGCGCAAGGCCCACCUCGGCGAGACCAAGCCGUUCGAGACUAUGCUCCCGGGGGCCCUGCUGGUAACCAAGGGCUGGGUCUACUGGAAGACCGUGCUCGUCCUCUUGGGCAAGCUGGUCAGGGCGCUGGAGUUCAGGCGCGUGCUCUUCUGCAUCCUCAACAAGGUCUGGAAGUUUGCGGACGGCGCUCACUCUGGCUGGGUCAAUUCUGAGAUGACCGAGGAGCUCCUCUGCGCCAUAGGUGCCUGCACGUCGCUGAGGCUCUGCCCCGAGGCUCUCGCGAAGCUGACGGCUGCUGCCACCUCGAGCCAGGAGGGCCGCCGGCACGUCAUGGCAGGCCGCCUGCUGCUGAGCGAGGCGCCCCUCUGGCGGGCCUGGGAGUCGAGGGGCCCGGGCCUGCCGCCGCUCGCUGGCGACGAAGUGCCUGCUGUUCUGGUCAUCGGACUCUUCGACGGGAUCGGGGGCAUGAUCGUAGCUCUCUCCAGGCUUCGUGCGAAGAUCAUAGGCUACGUCUUGUCGGAGGUGGAUCCCUGCGCGCGCAGGGUUGUCAGGAAGAGGUGGCCUGGCCUCAUCGACUGGGGGAACCUCCAGGACGUGGGGGCCGAGCAGAUUGACAAGCUGGCGCAGCUUUUCGGCGGCAUCGUCGACGCGGUCUACUGCGGAGCGGGCAGCCCCUGCAAAGACUUGUCGAGGCUGAUGUUCGGCAGAAGAGGGCUCGAGGGCAAGAAGGGGGUCGCAUCCAUGCCGCUGGAGGACAUCGAGCGCAUCUCUGUCGAGCUCCUGGUCACGCCCUACCAGUUCUGCAGCAGCAGCCUGGUCCCUAACAGGAGGCCGCGGCUGUGCUGGCUGUCGUGGAGCCUCCUGCCGUGUGAGGGCUACUGCUACCAGGACAAGGUUCACUUCAUCGAGGUCACCGCCGACGGCGCGGAGCGCGUGGAGCUGUCCUGGGCCACUCCUGGCUGGCUCUGGAAUGGCGGCGCGCUGCCAGUGCCGACCCUUGUCUGUGCUGGGCCCUCAUCGCUGCAGCCCACUCGACCUACUGGCAUUGCUCGGGCUAGUCCUGAGGCUAAGGCGCGCUGGAAAAAGGACGAUCAUCGUUAUCACGUCGGCCUUUGCGAGAGCGCCUGCCUUCUCCAGCGUGAGGCUACCAUGGAGCUCCGACCCCCGUCAGCUGAGGAAAGGGAGGUUCUUUUGGGAUUUGACCAGGGAUACACCGAGUGUGCUGUGAAGGGCGGAUCUGGUUCGAGCUCUGCGACCACGCGUUGUUUCUUGCUCGGGAAUAGCUUCUCGGUCUACGCCGUGUCAUGGCUGCUGCAGCACGCCCUGGUCGCUGAUGAGUACCAACCACGGCUGUGGAAACCCUCUGCCCUGUGCCAUGCGGGGAGAUGCAGGGCCCCUUGGAACGACAGCGCUGUGCACCACCAGAGCGACGACUACCAGUAUCAGCCCGAGGCGGAGCAGCUUGUAAGGCACCGCGCGUGGCCUCGCGUGUCGCUGGAGCCCGGCGUCUGGACGUGGAAGGUGAUCUCGAGCUACCGGUGGCGUGCUGGGAUCGGGAAGCACAUUAACGCCCUCGAGAUCCAGGCGGCUGUGAACACCGUCAAGUGGCGGCUGCGGUCGGGGCAGGGCGGCCCCAGGCGCACGCUACACCUCAUCGACAGCCAGGUCGCCGCCUCGGUGCUCACGAAGGGCCGCAGCAGCAGCAGGGUCUUGCGAGCGCACGUCAAACGAUGGGGGGCCCUGUGCUGGGCGACAGGCUGCUACGUCAUGCUUGGCUACAUCGCGUCGGAAGACAAUCCCGCCGACGCGCCGGCCCAGCUCCAGCAGUUGCGGACCUCCCAGAGGCUCUCGAAUCUCAGAGUCAGCGCGGUCACUCUCAAGAGGUACCGCAUCGCCGUCGCGGAGUUCCUCGCCUUCGCUAUCGAGGGUGGUUUCUCGCUAACUAGCUCUGAGGAGGCUGAUCGUGCACUGGGCGCCUAUGUCGAGGACCAGUGGGCGAAUGAGGGCACGCUCAGCCAGGGGCGCUACUCGCUGGUGAACACGUGGCAGAAGCUGGCGCCCGUCAGCCGCGCCUACCUGGCGAGCCCUGAGAUGGCGCUCGGGCUUGCAGGCGCUGCGCUGGCGGUUGGCCAGCCCCUGCUGGCAGCCCUGGUCCUCGCCACGUUUGAUGCGAUGCUUCGGACCAAAGAGCUGCGGGAUCUCACGUAUGAUGUCAUCUUGCGGCUCUCCGAGACGAAGAUGGGCGCCAGGACCGGCAAGGUGCAGUUCGUCGUG